AGAAACCGUUCAAUCUGUAUUCAACGUCUAAAAAUAAUCAAUCCAAGCCACAUCGACCUUUUUUUUUCUUUCUUUCUUUGUUCUCUUAAUCGUUUGUGUUUCCGUCGUAACUAUUACUGAUACCUCCUCUCGUCUACCUCUUUCCAGUCUUUUCCAUCUUGCCUACAGUUCUAGAUUGUUACCGCCCAAAUCGACGUCAUCCGCCGCCUGGUCCUCUCAACAGGGUCACCAAUUCCUCCGACCUUUGUUGGUCCCAUAUCAUAUUGUUCGCCAAGCUGACCGACCCUGGUCGACGCUACGAUCCCAUUAAUUCAUAUUUCGACUGCAGCAACAGCAGUUCUCUUGGGCUGCACCUACCGGCGCGUGUGCGCCUUCAGAAAAUCAUGGCCAGCAACUCAGAUGCCGCCACCGUGACGCUCGACAUCGUGUCGCCGUCCGUCGGUGUGCCCACUCCGCUCACUUUUCCGGACCUACCGGCGCAUACAACCAUUGCCCAGCUACAGGACAAGAUCCGCAUGAACUUAACGCUACCAAACCGCGAUGCUGUUGCCAUGAGGUUGAUCUAUCAUGGCCGGAUGCUGGCCCAGCCCGACAUGAAAUUGUCAGAUGCUUUUGGAGCAGAUGCUUUUCACACUGAUAACCGCCGCGUCUUACACGUCGUCCUGAUGGUACCUGCAGGAACGGAACCGUCACCGACAACGACAUCUACCACUCAGCCCUUGGCCACCACCGCCCGCGAAAUUAUUGCACAGAACCAGCGAGAGCGAGCAGCCCGCAAUAGCCUCGGUAUGCAAGAUCAGCCCGCUCAGAUACCUACGGUCUCACAACCAGCAGAACCAGCCUCGAUGACGAGUGCGGGUAGCGCCACACAGUAUACAACAUCCAACAUUGCCAGCGUCCCUUUUUCAACCGGGCAAGCAUCCGGCAUCUCCAGUGAUGCGUUGUGGGCCGAAACUGCCCAAAACAUGGCGGAGAUCCGGGCUAGGGAACAAGCAACUAGGUUCCUAGAACAGCUGCAAGCAACCCGAGCCCGGCAGGAACUGAUCAACCAGCUCAGCUCGCAGCUCCACAGCAACGCUGAACAGCUGCAAGCAGCCCGGAUGAUCAGCCAGCUUAGCUCGCAGAACCCGGCGGUCCCAAUUACACACAAUCAAGUGUCACAGCAAGCCUCCAGCCAGCAGAGUGGCGCUAUUCAAGCAUCUUCACCUGAAGUGUAUAUUUUGAACUCUCCGGAGGGCCCAUAUGCUGUUCUUCUCAAUAACGGUGGCGUUUACACCUCGUUAUCAGCGGGACAGCCUUUGGGCUCUAACACAGGGACAAGCUCGGUUGAGAUGCCGGCGGAAUCCCUUCCAAACCCAUUCACGACCCACUUCCCGGUCGGUGGUAUCCAGCCUGCCAACAGUCAGCCAGUCGCAACGAACGACAUCAGAGCAACGGAAGACACCGAUUUUGUGGAACGGUGGCGGCAAGACGGUCAACGACGGCAAUUUGAGCUUAGGCAACGAUACGUGCAGCUCAGACAGCAGCAUGAGCGAGUACAGGAGCAACUGGCCUUGCGGCACAUGCAGGAUGCUCGUCGAGUGCUUCCUUGGGCACGCCAUCCUAACCCUCAAGGAGCAGGGGCUAUUUUCCAGGCCGUAUGGCCCCAUCUAUGGCUGGUAAUACGUUUAGUGCUGCUGAUGUUAUGGUUUACAAGCGGCUUGGGUUGGUCAUGGACGCGCUGGUGUGCUGUCGUCGCGGUUCUUCUGGCUAUCAUUGUCAUCAACUCUGGCUUGCUCAACGGUCGACUAGAGAAUGUGUGGCAGCCGGUUCGGCAGCAUUUGGAACGCCUUCUCCCACUAGCUGACCAAGCACAGGCAAACGCGGCAGGAGGUGCGGUUCCACCAGCUGCAGCACCCGGUGAUUUAAACAAUCGCCAAGAUCAAACGGCUCCUAUUGGGGAUCGACAGAACGCACGUGCUCAACCAGAUCCCCGGGAGGCUGCUGAGAGAAUGGUGGCCGCUCGAAGGGAGGCAAACGCCAACUGGCUCCUUAACCAGGUUCGGCGGGUCGAGCGCGCUGGUCUUCUAUUUCUUGCCAGUAUCGCCCCUGGCGUCGCGGAGCGUCAUAUUGCGCACAUUGAAGCGGAAGCCAGGGCCGAACGGCAAAGGCGUGAAGCUGCUGAGGCAGAGGCCGCCGCCGCUGCCGCUGCUGCUGCCGCUGCUGCUGCGGAAAACGCAAGCAGUACGGAAGGGGGAGACCAAGCGUCAGAUAAGCCCUUGGCACCCACGAAUGGGAUAUCUGCUACAGCUACUGGAGAUGAAGUUGAAGAGCAGGGUGGAAGGCAGGAACUGCCCAACGCCGACAUUCAAGGCGAAGUCGCUGCACAACAGACGCAAUGCGCUUAGCUUACGCAUCAAACUAUGAUUGCGAUCCCCCAUGCAGGAAUGAUCUUAAAUCUGGUGGAGGCCUAGGCAGACUAUCCUACUGAGUAUCAAAAUCUUGUGUACAGUGGACGCCCAAUUUUGACUGGUGUUACAUUGCAGGGAUGCAUAGCUACUGGCGAGGGUUUCAGUACCAGAUACUCAUAUGCUGCACAUAAUGGAGGUGGUGCAACUAGGACAAAAUGUCCCGCGCCGAGACGGUUCCAUCCGUAUACAAGAAGACCACUUGUAGAAUCUACACCCACCUUGCCCUGCCGUGCUAGUGACAGCAACAUAUCGAUGGGGAGUUGCUUUUAUCCCGAUCCAGACAACCAUUACAGGCUUCAGGGGAGGCCGACAACUGAGUGCGGCAGCCUCAGCGAUGACGAGUCGAAAGAUUCAAGGUUGACAAAAAGACGAAAAAGACAAAAGGUAAAGCAGUCCUUCACAAGGGUGUACAGCAUCAGCGAGGCCAGAUGGACGUUGGGUGCUGGUUGUCGGACCUCUCGUGACGUAACCAGCAAUCCAGAGUUUGAGAGGCGAGAGCUAGCCCGCCCUAUGGGACAAGUUCAAGCAAUCCUCGAUAACAUUCAGCAGUGGUCAACACCCGUCAACAUGUUGUACCGAUCUGUUGGUGUUUCGACAGACAUCGGCUCGUCUGGUGUAGACUCUUCAGACGCUGAGGAUUCGGUCACGACUUCGGAGGCGGAUAACCAUCCGGUCAGACCUCCCUUGGCAGGAGACUCUGCAAUUCGCCCUUCAGAAACUGGACUACCAGUUAAACUGACUGAAGACUUGGACAACGAUGACAUUGAGACUGAUUUGAUCUUUUCCGAUUGGUUGAACUAUCCAGAAGGCGAAGCGGACGGCAACUAGGACUAAGGAGACUAGCCAGUUAAGAGGCUUCAGAGCAUAGACGGAGUACUCAGCAUUGAAUUUUUAUAGCGUCAAUGUCUUUCUUGUUAGAGAUUUACUAGUAUUUGUUCGGCAGUUUAUUGCCUUGAGCAUUGAGCGAGUUUUCAAUGAAGCAAUUGCAGAUGUUUGUCAUUCAUACCAAACAAGUUC
Messenger RNA from Pyricularia grisea, 3467 nucleotides. RefSeq lists its product as uncharacterized. The transcript has 2 exons. Bases 384 to 2387 code for a protein of 667 amino acids. Gene Ontology annotation, biological process: endoplasmic reticulum unfolded protein response. NCBI's taxonomy places the organism in Eukaryota, Fungi, Ascomycota, Sordariomycetes, Magnaporthales, Pyriculariaceae. The record is from RefSeq and is a predicted model, not a curated record.